Messenger RNA from Bicyclus anynana (squinting bush brown), 7164 nucleotides. It is a transcript of the gene Bap170, whose product is annotated as AT-rich interactive domain-containing protein 2. The record is from RefSeq and is a predicted model, not a curated record. Bases 219 to 5075 code for a protein of 1618 amino acids. Gene Ontology annotation, cellular component: SWI/SNF superfamily-type complex. NCBI's taxonomy places the organism in Eukaryota, Metazoa, Arthropoda, Insecta, Lepidoptera, Nymphalidae. The transcript has 37 exons. Gene Ontology annotation, molecular function: DNA binding. Gene Ontology annotation, biological process: regulation of DNA-templated transcription.
UAAAUAAAUUAUCUUUGUCUAUGGUCAAACGCGAUAAAUUCUAAUUUUGGGUUGAAUGUGAAGGCAUUUUUUCCAAAUAAACCUUAAAUUUAACAAAUAAAUCAUAAAUUAAAAUGUUUGUUGAUAAAAUCUUUCACAACUAAAGUUGAUUGUUUGUAAGCAAACGCGUGUGUCCGUUGGUAACUCAGUGAGCAUCCUUUCCGCUGUAAGGUUCAAUAAUGGCAAAAUCACAAAUAAAUACUAAAUCCAGAAAUUAUGCGCGGGAUAAGGAAACGUUUCUAAAGGAUUUAAAACAGUUUAAUGAGAGUAAAAAUAUACCGUACAAAAUACCGGUAGUGAACGGAGUAGAUAUAGAUUUGUACUUACUUUAUUCACUUGUUAUACAGCGGGGAGGCCUUAGUAGGGUAAAUCUAAAUGACACGUGGGAAUCAUUUUUACGCCAACUACGAUUACCACAUCCCUGUGUAAAUGGAUCUACACUACUACGAAGGAUAUAUGGCACAUAUUUGGAAAAGUAUGAAAGAGCCAAAGGGCCACCAGGAAGGGACGAUGAUAACGACAUGGAUGAAGAUCCUAGGAGAGGAAGGGGCAGUGGAAUGCCCAGGAUUUCCUUUGGUGGUGGAACUUAUAUAUCAGCAUCAGGAGAAACUCUUCGUCCGGGCAACAGAAUUGCUGGUCCAUCUGAAAGGUUGACACUAUCAUUGCUAUCACCCAUGCCCAAUGAGCAGGACUUUGCUGUUAACGUCUGCACAGUUCUCGCCGCUGAUCAUUCUAAUAGACUGCCUUUGAGCACAACCCCUCAUAUAUUGGACUUCUUAUUGGCGCAUGCUGGAGUUUAUAACCACUCCAGUCUAAGAGACACCAUUGGUCGGUCAUACUACGAAGCCCGAGGAAGAUAUCCUCAUGAGUUCUGGCAGCUGAGAGCUGGUGGCGGUGGUGCUAAGGAACUGGCAGACGAGACCAAGUUCAUGCAGCCUGGCAUAGAACAGCCGGAACUGAUGGUUCAAGCUCUAGCAGCUCAUAAUACACUGACAGACUGUUUGAUGCAAGGGGAGGGAGAUGAUGACUGUUUGGAGAAGAUUAUUGAAGACGACCUGCUUGAAGACUGGGUGACGGAACCUUCGGAAGAAGAUCAGCUGUUCGCGCCGGAGCUGGCGGGCGGCGCGAGUUGCGUAUACACGCAGCGCGUGUUGCAGAUUGCGUCUAUUGUGCGCUCGCUGUCUUUCCACGAGGAGAACGUGCAGUAUCUCGCCAGGAACGCUACACUGAUCAGAUUCCUGUUACUCUGUGCAAACUGUUGGGUCGGAACAUUGAGGCAAAGUGGUUUGGAUACCCUGGGUAAUGUUUCAACAGAACUUAUCAUAAAGGAUCCAGCGACGUGUUUGAUAUCUAGACACGUGUUGUCUACGAUACAAUCUGCACUAGUGUCACAGGACCGUGCAAGAGUUCUGGCGGCUUUGGAGUUGCUCAAUAAACUGGCGCAAAAUGAGGCGAACGAAGACGCGUUGCUUAAAUCGCUUGAAGCCAAGGUGUACAGUGACGUGUGCGCUCUGUUGACUCUACGCGACAUCAUGGUGCUGGUGUGCACGCUGGAGUGCGUGUACGCACUGACGGGGCUGGGCGACCGUGCGUGCGAGGCCGUCGCUAGAGUGCCCGGCUUGCUUCAGACGCUGGUCUCACUGGUCACCGUCGAGGCGCAGAGCUAUGGCCCCCGAGCGUGCAUACUGAUGCGCGUGGUGGAGACGGUGAGCGGGCCGCAAGCCGCCGCGAGCGUCGAGAGAGAGCCCGACAAGCCGCACCCCAUACCAGCGCCACAGUCCCAACCGAGCACGCCUUCAAAGCAAAUAUCGGAGCCGCCUCCUUUGGCCACGGUGUCGAACCUGGCGCCCACGGUGCCCACCACAGCGCCCAUGUCUACAUUGCAACAGUCGCACAUACAACAGAGGACUGUGCAGGAAAACGAGCAUUUCGUGCAAGCAUGGCUCAGAGCGUCCUACGAGGCGCUGCCGGCGAACGACAACAGCACGAGCGACGCCGCGGAGGUCUACCGAGCGUACCUGGCCUGUUGCACCAAGCUGUCGCGCAAGGGCGUCAUCGCGCCUGCGCACUUCCCGCGCCUCGUCCGAACUGUUUUCGGUGGCACCGUGGGACCCAACACCAUAAGCACAUCGUCAGGCGAAACUCAACACGUAUACGUCGGUAUACGAGCGAAGAAUGUGCAGAAUAGGACCAAUCCAUCUGCUGGUCCGUCGUCACCCAUACUGAAGGCGCAACUGACCAACAAACCGGCUGUCAGCGAGCCGAAACCAGUACCCCAACAACCACAGAUCCAACAGCAGCCACCGCACCCAGCGUUGUCUCAAGCGUUGGAAUCCACCGCGUCCAACACCACGCUCAUAAAACACCUCCUAGCGCACAAAGUAAGCCCCGCCCCAGCAACGCACGCGCAAGUUGCUCAAAGACAACAAAGUCAACAGAGGGUAGUGCCGACACAGGCCGGCACUGUUGUGGUUCAGCCUACACAAACAACAGGUAUGGAAGUGGAUCCUGAGGCGCUGAUCAAAUGUACCACAAUAAUACCAGGCGGCGUGACCACCAGCCAGAACGUGCAAGGCGAAAAGAUGAUCGUCAGUGCGGUAGAAGAAGUACUAGUACCAAAAGAAGAGCCCGUGCAAAUUCAGAUCGAUGAGCAGGCGCAGCUGACUAUCAAAUCAGCCCAAAACAAAAUGCUAGCUGACCUCCUGGAGAAAAAGUCCAAUCCUCCAGUACAGGUUGUACCAAUGGGUCAACAGAUCAACGCACCGACCAUACAAAUAACAGAGACGGGUCAAAUAGUCCAAGUGAAGUCAGAUAACCCACUCAUACAAAUAAACACAGACAACGUACAACCAUCUGGACCAUUCUUCCAAAUCAAAAACGAACAAGGACAGCUAAUACAAAUCAAGAAUGAUCAAGGUCAAAUCAUACAACUCAAAAGCGAUCAGCUGCAAGGGCUUUUGCAGUUCAAGAAUGAUCAGAAUCAAAUUGUGAUCAAAAACGAUCAGUUGUUACCGCAGUUGAUCCAGCAAAGCGUGAUCCAGGGUAUCAAGUCUGAAAAGGAUCAUAUAAUGGAGACGGUGGUGACAGAUCACUCAUACACCGAACCUCCGAAUAAGAAGAUUAAGGUCGAGGAUACCACCGAGACAACUUCUCCCCAAGAGAGCGUGUCGAAAACCGCCGCAAACUUGUACGCGGCGAUCGCGGCGUCGGCGCUCGAAGAUGAAGAUGAUUUGGUGCAACAGCCGACAAUGCAAGUUCAACAGCCGACUUUGCAAGUGCAACAGCCAACUCUACAAGUGCAACAGCCGACUUUGCAAAUGCACCAGACUCCGGCUAUACAGGUGCAACAACCUACGCUGCAAAUGCAACAGCCCAUGUUACAAGUGCAGCCGAUGGACGUACAAAACAUUAUAGCUUCACAAUCCGGACAGAUUAUAUUACAAGAAAAGCAAAUACCAACUCAAGCGACACAGUUCAUGCAACAGCCAAUGCAAAUCAUCGCCACACCAAGCAACACGCAAGGAGGACUUAGCUACAUAACGCAGAACAUACCCGGCAAUAUGAUGCAGAAAACUAUCAUCAUAGUGCAGAACCCUGGCGCCGGGCCUUUGACGUUGACGGUGAACAACCCAUCUGGUCUGGACGAGGCGACGCUAAACAACCUUAUUGCGCAGGCCACAGAGGCGAUUACUCAACAGCAAAUCAUUCAGAAUUCGGGGGUGAUACAGUCGACGCAAAGGGUGAUUGUGAGUCAACCCACCCUCGUCAGCACUUCACAACCCAUAGCCGUGGUCAAAACCACCUUCACACAGAACGCCCCGCAAAUAACGCCGAGUCAGCAACCUAUAAUAACAACCCAACCGCAACCGCACAAGGCGCAAAUAGUCAACCAGCAACCGCAACAACAGAUUGUCGUCACCCAAAAACAACCGCCAGCCUUAAUCAGCACCUCGAGCAACAAUCAAAUUAUCAGCAACCAGCUAGUUGGUAACAACCAGUUAGUAGGGAACAAUCAAUUAGUUGCGAGCAACCAGAUAGUUGGGAGCAACCAACAAAUAAUUCAAGGUAACCAACAGUUGAUGCAAGGCAACCAGCAGAUCAUAGCGGUGUCCAACAACCAGCAGAUCAUAGUGAACACGCCUAUGAAGCAAGGCGUGCAUCGGGUCAUGCAACAGCCUCAGAGGAAUCAGGCGCCCGCGACCAGCGCAUCCAACACUUGUGAGGCGAAGAGUGGGGGGACACAGAGUAAGAAGGGUCAAAGUCAGCAACAACCGGUAAUGCGUCAAGUGAUAACCCGACAACCAGUCAUGGUCGGCAACACGAAGAUCGGCGACAAGGAAAUGGUCAUCUCCCAACCCGUUACAGAGACAAAACCGCCGCCUCUCAUGAAAACGGUGACCCCUCCGCCGUUGACUCUACCGCCUGGAGUGGAAGAUACGCCGUGGAUAUGCCACUGGCGAGGCUGUGGGAAAAUAUUCUCGAACGCGUCAGAGGUGUUCUCUCACGCGGCGCGCACGCACUGCCCGAGCGCGGCGGGCGGCGAGGCGCCGUGCAUGUGGCUCGACUGCGACCGAGUGCCGCGCCGCACCUUCGCGCUGCUCAACCACCUCACCGACAAACACUGCAGCCCCCACGCACUAAAGGCGAUAUUCAACUCGCGGCGUCACAUAGCGGCGGAGGCGGAAGCCAACAAGCCAGUUUCAGUGGGAUACCCGCCCAACGCGGCGUUGGCAGCGCUCAACAAGCAUGCCACAGACACCAUGAACCCACGGGAGCUUAUGUCACUAACACGCGCCCGUGUGCAGCAACGGGACGAUGUGAGUUGCACGCCGGAUACAUUGGAUGAGAAUGAAGGCCCCGUGACGAAAAGCAUUCGGCUUACGGCUGCCCUGAUAUUGAGGAAUAUCGUCAUUUAUUCUAACACUGGAAGAAGGCUCCUCCGUUCGUUCGAAGCGCACCUAGCUGUGAUAGCGCUGAGCAAUGUUGAGGCGUCUCGAACGAUUGCGCAGGUUCUGUACGACAUGAACAACAUUUGAGAAUCGCUCGACGGGCUGCGGCCCAAACAUAACUGACAAUAACUUCACUUGUGAUCCAGUGAUGGUGUUUGGACAAAUAAAACUGACAAUUAUUUCAUAUAAGUGGAAAAAAUAACUGUAAAUCAGUUAAGGCGGAUUUAUAUUUGGCGGAUGUGACGUCACGUGUCGUGACAUGACGUGAUGGCAAGUGUUUACAAAUAUGUCGUGUUCUGACGCAUCAGGACAAUGGUUUGAAUCUAUACAGCCGCAGCUGACGCUGACAGCGUCACAAUACAGCACUGCCGCGCGCGCACAUUAUGGCGAAAUUAUAUUUGUCUGACGUGUCCUGUCGUGACGUAUCAGAAUAGAUUCGGUAUCAUACAUUUAUCAUCGCGAUAUGUCACAAUACAUAAGUGCAAACGUUGCCAUACAAAUUGUAUGAUACCGAUUCAGUUUUGAUGCGUCACGACACGACACGUCAGUCAAAUGUAAUUCCGCCUUUAUGUCGUAUUCUGACGCAUCAGGACAAUGUUUAUUAAUUAAUACAGCCUCAGCCGACGCUGACAUGACAGCGUCACAACACAGUACUGCCGCGCGCGCACAUUAUGGCGAAAUUAUAUUUGUCUGACGUGUCGUGUCGUGACGCAUCAGAACAAAAUCGGUAUCAUACAUUUUUCUAUGGCAACGUUUACACUUAUGUGUUGUGACAUGUCGUGCCGCAUAUAAAACGUAUGAUACCGAUUCUGUUUUGAUGCGUCACCACACGACACGUCAGACAAAUAUAAAUACGGCUUAAGUGUAAUCGUCAUACAAAAUGAUACCGAUUCUGUUUUGAUACGUCACGACACGUCACGUCAGACAAAUAUAAUUUUUUUUAGUUUAUCGCAUAAACACUGGUGUUUAACAAACUGAUAAUAUUAUAAUUUUCCUUGUAUUACAGCGAGGAUCAGACAACCAUAGCUAACAGUAAUUUAUUGUGUAUUUGUGAUUUAGCAAUCAUUAGUAGUGUUAUUCAACUUCAUGAAAGUACACAAUAAUAAUUAUUCCAUGUUUAUGUAAAUAUACACCAUUCUGUGUUGCAUCGUCACCUAAAUUUAACCUAUGUGGUAUUGUCAGAAAUAUUGUCAUUGUCUAUUACGGUGCGCUUACACGGGAAAGUAGCAAUUAUUGCUUGGAUACGUAUAUAUCUUGGAGUAAUUAAUAGAACAAUUUUGGGGAAUUUCAGUUAUAAUUGAUUUCAAAGAUUUUGUUUUAAAUUGCUCCCCGUUGUUUAUUAAUUAUUAUUUGAAUUGUUUAUUAUUUGAUUUCCUGGAAGUUUAACAAAUACUUUUUUUUUACAAAUUCAGAGACCAACAUUCUGCUUCGCUGUCAAAUUCAAACUGAUUAAGGAUAGUGUCAGAAAUGUUUAGCAUUUAUUAAUGUCUUUUACGGUGCGCUUAUAAGGGAAAGUGUAGCAACUUUUGCUCAGCAACAUGGGUAGAGCAAUCUGGAGAAAUUUCAAUUUUGAAAUUGUUUCAGUAAUACUUUUAAAUUGCUCCUUGAUUUAUAAUAUUUUUUAUGUAAGUUAACCAAUAUUGUGUAGAAUGAAACAAUUUUGAAUGUCCGUGUAAGUGCACCUUUAGUUAAGGUGAAAAUUAAUUAUUUUUUCACUCUUUAAAACUGUACAUUUUAGAAUACUCUUUUGAUAUGGUACGCAGUACUUACUGUUUAAUUAUACUAGUUUUUUUUCUAUCUAUGAAUGUGAGAAUACUUAGUAAAAAAAUCUCGAUAUGCCUCAUUUUUUCAAAAUCCGUCCGACCGUCGUUAUUUUUCUGGCUUAAAAAAGGUAGUUUUUUCACUUUAAUCAUGACUUUUGUAUGACAUUAUUAUACUAAUAUAUUUAUAGUAACUCAGUAGGUAUGUGUGUUUGAUCUACGCAGACUUCGAUUUCUAAAUAAACAGACUAUUUAAAUACUUUACAGUAAUUGAUCUGAUGUUUACCUCUUAGAACACUGUACAAAAUUAUAGCUAAGUUUUGAUUUGUUGGCAUCUAUAUGUUAGACAAACUAAGAUAGUAAUUUAAGACUUUUGAAGUAAGGGUAAAAUAUGAAUAAAAAAUUAGUAAAUUAAA